AUGCUCUUCACCGUCAACAGAGACCACGAUUGCCCGCUCACGAAGUCUUUCAACAAGCUGAUGAAAAAGUACCGUCUUUCAGAUGUACCAAAACGACUCUCAGGUUCUGAUGAUUUCAGUUCCUCCACUGAUGACUCAUCAUCUAUGGAAAACUACCAAGACGGCUCCUCAGAGCUCCUGAAUCCCUGUGAAAACAGUUGCUUGGAUGAGCUCCGAUCAUACUGUGCUAAGGAUGGAAUUGAAAUGUCAGAACAUCGCCUUUUCCGCUUUGCCUGCUUUCACAAUUUUGACGUAGAAAAGGCGAAAGAUGCAUUGGAUGAAAACCGAGAGAAUGCCUUUAUGGACCUGGAAAUGCGCUCCGAUAUGAAAGGCCAAUUCGUCACCAAGCUCCUCUUUCCCCUUCCUGGACUAACCACCAAGAAACACCAGUCCCAAGUCAUCUACAGCAACCCCAGCAGAUGCAACAAGGAUGAUGAUAUGACCAAGGUUCUCGAGAGUUUGUGCUAUAUCAUGAAUGACUUUAGCCAAACGGAACAACAAUGCCGAGAUGGUAUUGCUCUUGUCACAAACCUGGAAGGAUUCAAGAAGGAAAACUUUGAUCAAAACGAGUGGCAUCAAUUUCUCUUGGCUCUUCAGGGCACUUUGGUCCCCACCAAGGUUACCAAAGUAUUGCUGGUAAACGCACCAAGUUGGUUCAAACAGGAUGUUUGGAAGAAGAUGCGAUCUUCCAUGCCCUCUCAAUUCCGACGAAAUGUCCACAUUAUCAGCUCGGACGAACUUGGUGAUCACCUCAUGGAAGACUACCAAGCCUAUCUACCCACUGAAAUCGCCCACGGCUACCGAAUAGCCGAUGAAAUCAUCGAGGACUAUGUGGACCUCAAGUCCUUUCAAGAUGCCCAAAAGCGAAAAGAACUUAUCGUAUGA
Molecule: messenger RNA, 924 nt
Organism: Cylindrotheca closterium
Lineage: Eukaryota; Bacillariophyta; Bacillariophyceae; Bacillariales; Bacillariaceae
Source: the annotation of a GenBank genome assembly